Messenger RNA from Penicillium mononematosum, 2559 nucleotides. Its product is annotated as putative arsenite resistance protein Ars2. Gene Ontology annotation, cellular component: nuclear body. NCBI's taxonomy places the organism in Eukaryota, Fungi, Ascomycota, Eurotiomycetes, Eurotiales, Aspergillaceae. The record is from RefSeq and is a predicted model, not a curated record. The transcript is spliced from 5 exons. Gene Ontology annotation, biological process: mRNA processing; primary miRNA processing. The coding region runs from base 1 to 2559 and encodes 852 amino acids.
AUGGAUUCCUACGAUGGUUAUGGAUCCCCCGGAAGGAGCCGUGAGUCGGACUCUUUCACGGGACGGUCAAUGGGAGAAUCAUACAGACGUCGGUCACCUGCCUCUCAAGAUCGACGACGUGCACGGCCGCGCUCCCGCUCGCCCGUGAUUGACCGGUACGAGCCUUCGGAGCGUCGUUCUCACCGCGACGACUUUUACAACACCUCUCGGGAGCAUGCUGCGCGAGAACGCGAGGACCGUCGACGUGCUCCCUCGCCAACUGUGGCAAACAUCGACCGCUAUGUUCCCGGACAAGAGAGCAGUGGCGGUGGCAAGCGUCCUAUUCCGACCAACCCUAUGCCCAACCCCCUCACACUCGAUUUCCAGGUCGGAUUCAAUUGGUUUGCUGAGUGGUGGAGAUUGGAGGAGUCUGUGAAUGAGGAGAAAGAGCGCGCUAAGAACGGCGGUCGUCGAGUCAAGGGAGAACGCGAAGCGCGCGAAGAUCGCGAGAAGGAACGCGCGCAAAUCCAGGCAGCUUAUGAUACAUACAAGGUUGAUCUGCAAAUUCGACUGGCCAGACUGUUCGUCCAACAGCACCGGAACGAGGAGUGGUUCAAAGAACGCUAUGUCCCUGAAGUCAGAGACCCUCUUCGCGCCCGCCUCAUGGCGGUUCGACAAGGUGCAUAUGAACAAUGGGAGCAUGAUAUUGAAAACCACCUUUUCAAAGACUUUACCCUUGAAGGCAUAUACAAGAGCGAAAGCGACGGUGCCGGUGGUGUGGUUGAAAAGGAGGAAGGCGAGACUACGGCUGCCGCCGAGACCAUGGGAGUGCUUGACCUGCUUCCUGUCCGUGGUGGUGACCUUCGUGAUGAAGCUCUUUCACAGCCCGCGCUCCUUAUAAAAACCCUUGCGCCAAAUGUCAGCCGCAGCAAGAUCGAAGAGUUUUGCAAGGAGCAUCUUGGCGAGGAAGAUGGAGGUUUCAAGGGACUCAGCCUCAGUGACCCGAACCCCUCCAAGAAAUUCCAUCGUAUGGGAUGGAUCAUGCUGCAUCCUUCCGCAAACACCAGCACAGUGGAGCGGGGAGAUGGACGCGAUGAAGAGUUCGAGAAUAUGGACCACGAUGGAGGUGCCAACGGUGGUGUCACAGUCAGCCCAGCUGAGAAAGCCCUCGAGGCUGUUAAUGACAAGACUAUCCAUGAUCCCGUCCACGGUGAUUUCGUUUGCCACGUUGGAGUCCAUGUUCCCCCUGCUCAGCCGCGCAAGAAGGCCCUCUGGGAUCUCUUCUCAGCUCCUGAGAGAAUUGAUCGUGAUCUCGAACUGGCUAAACGUUUAACUUCCAAGUUGGACUCCGAGAUGGGUGCCAAUGUGGAUGGUCUCGCCAAGAUCGAAGAUGUGAAGAAACAGAGAAACGGAUAUAGUGAUGAAGGGGACGAAGGGGAGAUUGAGGAAGGCGAAGAAAAGGAAAUUGCCGAAGAAGAUGAUGUGGAUGACGAGGAACUUGCAGUUAAGAAGAAGAAGCUAGACCUGGUUGUUGAAUACCUGCGCCGGGUCUACAACUUCUGCUUCUUCUGUGUCUUUGAAAGUGACUCGGUCCACGAGCUUGGCCGCAAGUGCCCUGGUGGACACCUUCGCCGUCCACGUACUGGACUAUCCAGCCAGGCCAAGGAAGUGGCCCGAGCCAGCGCUCUUGGCCAGCCUUUCCCGGCCAAGAAAAAGGAACCUAGCGAGGAAGGAGAAGAUCCCUCCUCGCCUGUCCAGGAGAAACGCGGACAGCGCCAUGGUUCCAAGUCCGAGCAGCAACUGCAGCGUGCCUUUAACUGGGUGAAGACCUUUGAAGACAAGUUGCUGCAGAUCCUGGAGCCAGAGAACGUCGAUCUCAGCAAGCUCGGCGGCAAACCCGUUGAGCAGGCACUUGAGGAUGAACUUCAGAAGUACAUGAAGCAGGAGGACGACUCCAAGUACCGGUGCAAGGUGCCUGAGUGUACCAAGCUUUUCAAGGCGGAAGCCUUUUGGCGGAAGCAUGUUGAAAAGCGCCAUACAGAGUGGUUUGAUGGUAUCAAGAAGGAUCUCGCAUUAGUGAACGCCUAUGUCUUGGACCCAGCACGCAUUGCCCCGUCCCGAUCGGAUGCCAACAGCAACGGUCACUUCCCUCUUGGCUCCGGACAAGGCCACACCGGCACGCCUCGUGGAUUCACCCUUGCCAGCAUGCCCUACGGCCCCAGUGCAAACAUGCCUACCUUCCCUUCAGGUGGGAUGCCUGGCAUGAUGCACGGCUGGAGUGGCAACGUAAUGGGACACGAUGGCGGUCUGCAUCAGCCCGGACCCAUGCGCCGCGGGCAGAACCGCAACAACCGACCCGGCCCGUAUGACCGCAUGUAUGGCGGUGGUCGUCUCCCGCCUCCUGGUGUCAGCGUUCCAGCUGGCCACCCCGCAGCCAGCAUGGCUGCCGCAAACCCAUUCCCAGACUCUUCUAGUGGAGGUCCCAUGGCGCCGCGCGAAGCUGUCCAGGGCCGCAGUCUGAAGAGCUACGAGGAUCUGGAUGCCGUCGACGCAUCUGGCAGUGGCGAGCUGCAGUACUAG